AUGCAGGCUCACCAUCGUUGCUGGCGCAGCCUCCCCAGCCCCAAUGUUCGGGAGGCGGCUUCCAUGUAUGGUACUGCUGUGGCCAUCUUCCUGGUCAUCCUGGUGGCUGCACUGCAGGGCUCAGAGCCUCCGGAGAGCCCCUUUCCCUACCGCAUCCCCCUGGACCCCAAGGGGACCCUGCAGCUCUCGUGGAACGUUAGCUAUGUGCAGGAAGUCAUCCACUUCCAGCUCCAGGUGCAUGGGCUGACGGCUGGGGUCUUGUUUGGAAUGUCGGAUCGAGGCGAGAUGGAGAAUGCAGACAUCGUCAUGCUCUGGACUGAUGGGGACAGAGCCUACUUGGCGGAUGCCUGGAGUGACCAGAAGGGACAGAUCCAUCUGGAUGCACAGCAGGACUACCAGCUGCUUCAGGCACAGAGGACCUCAGAUGGCCUAGCCCUGCUCUUCAAGAGGCCCUUUGUCACCUGUGAUCCCAAGGAUUACCUCAUUGAGGAUGACACGAUCCAUCUAGUGUAUGGAAUCCUGGAAGAGCCGUUCCGGUCACUGGAGGCCAUCAACACCUCAAGCCUGCACACGGGGCUGCAGCGGGUACAGCUUCUGAAGUCUGAGUUCCCCACUCCAGCCAUGCCUGCGAAUGUACAAACCAUGGAGAUCCGGGCCCCUAAUGUCCCCAUCCCCAACAAAGAGACCACAUACUGGUGCUAUAUCACUGAGCUGCCCCACGGCUUUGCCCGACACCACAUCAUCAUGUAUGAGGCCGUUAUCACUGAGGGUAAUGAGGCCCUGGUGCACCACAUGGAGGUCUUCCAGUGUGCAGAUGAGUAUGAGACCAUCCCCAAAUUCAACGGACCCUGCGACUCCAAGAUGAAACCUGACCGACUCGACUACUGUCGCCAUGUACUGGCCGCGUGGGCCCUGGGUGCCAAGGCAUUCUACUAUCCAGAAGAAGCUGGUGUUUCCUUCGGGGGCCUAGGGUCCUCCCGGUAUCUCCGACUAGAAGUUCAUUACCACAAUCCAGGGAAGAUACAAGGCCGGCGUGACUCCUCCGGCAUCCGCCUACACUAUACAUCCACUCUCCGGAACCAUGAUGCGGGCAUCCUGGAGCUUGGCCUGGUGUACACGCCCCUGAUGGCCAUCCCCCCUCAGGAGACUGAGUUUGUCUUGACCGGCUACUGCACAGACAAGUGCACCCAGAAGGCACUGCCACCCUCUGGAAUCCACAUCUUCGCCUCACAGCUCCACACACACCUGACUGGCAGGAAGGUGGUCACUGUGCUCGCCAGAGAUGGCAAAGAGAGGAAGGUCGUGAACAGAGACAACCACUACAGCCCUCACUUCCAGGAGAUCAGAAUGUUGAAGAAAGCUGUGUCUGUCUUCCCGGGGGAUGUACUCAUCACUUCUUGCACAUACAACACAGAAGACAGGAAGCUGGCCACAGUGGGAGGUUUUGGGAUCUUGGAGGAAAUGUGUGUCAACUAUGUGCACUACUACCCGCUGACCCAGCUGGAGCUCUGCAAGAGUGCCGUGGAUGAUGGUUAUCUACAGAAGUACUUCCACAUGCUGAACAGAUUCAACGGUGACGAGGUCUGCACCUGCCCUCAGGCCUCCGUUCCCGAGCAGUUCGCCUCUGUGCCCUGGAACUCUUUCAGUGGUACAGUGCUCAAGGCUCUGUAUGGCUUUGCCCCCAUCUCCAUGCAUUGCAACAAGACCUCUGCCAUUCGCUUCCAGGGUGAAUGGAAUCUGCAGCCUCUGCCUGAGAUCACCUCCAAACUGGAAGAACCCACCCCACGCUGCCCCAUACGACAGGCUCUGAACCCCUCUGACCACAGGAGCGUGGUCAUCACAACUGAAGCAGAGGCUCAGUAG
Messenger RNA from Psammomys obesus (fat sand rat), 1863 nucleotides. RefSeq names its product dopamine beta-hydroxylase (gene Dbh). NCBI's taxonomy places the organism in Eukaryota, Metazoa, Chordata, Mammalia, Rodentia, Muridae. The transcript is spliced from 12 exons. Gene Ontology annotation, biological process: dopamine catabolic process; norepinephrine biosynthetic process; octopamine biosynthetic process. Gene Ontology annotation, molecular function: copper ion binding; dopamine beta-monooxygenase activity. The record is from RefSeq and is a predicted model, not a curated record. Gene Ontology annotation, cellular component: secretory granule membrane. Bases 1 to 1863 code for a protein of 620 amino acids.